AUGGCACAUCCAGAAGGCAAUGUUUGCGCCGAGGCUGAAACAGGAGAGGAUGACUACAUGAACAUGACGUUUGAGGAACCCGCGCCGCGCGUGGAGACCUCCCUGCAACGUAUAAAGCGGUUGAAAAAAGAGUCCCUCGCCAGGGGCAUGGUCAAGUCCAAGGCGCAGCUCGCGGAAGAGGAAGCCGCGGCAAGAGAAAAGGCCCUCACGACCUCGAUGCUGGAUGCCCCAACUGGCAAAAGAAGCAAGGGCUUCGCCAUGAUGGCCAAGAUGGGAUUCACCGGAGGAGGCUUGGGCAAGAAGGACGAACAGAGCGGAAAUCCGGGGACACCAGAACCAAUCAAGGUCAACAUCAAGGAGGACCGCGGCGGCAUUGGCAUGGACAGCGAGAAGAAGAGAAAGAUGCACGAAGCCAUGGAUGGGCGAGUCGCAAAGAGCGUCAAGGUCGACCCGGACGAGUAUCGGGAAAGAGUACGAAAGGAGCGAGAGGACGAAAGGCUGGAGAAGCAGUUCGAGGCUGCGCAGAGAGUCGCGGAGCGGAUGGACGACGAGCAAUCGCAGAGCGAGGUUUCGAGCGCUUCGAGACAAGGACCAGGCUCCGGAUCCAGCUCUGCGCCCUUCCCAGCGCGACCCCUGAGGUCAAUACCGGUUCUCUACAGGGGGCUGGUACGUCGCAGAGAAGAAAGGGAACGGGACAGACGGAUGCGGUACGAUUUGGAGCAGUCCUUGUCCAGACUGCCCACGUACGACGACGCCGACGAUGACGAGGAGGAUCAAAUUGCUCUGGGGAAGAAGCAGAUGUUGUAUGUGACUGCGGAGGAUUUGGACCAAGAGGACGAGGAGCUGGAGGAGUUUGACGCCCGCGAACCAGCGGAGCGAUUGGGGCAACUGGUGAAAUACCUGAGGGAGCGGCACCGGUAUUGUUUCUGGUGCAAGAUGCAGUACGAUGACGAGGCUCUGGAUGGAUGUCCAGGCCCAACUGAAGAGGAUCAUGAUUAG
Molecule: messenger RNA, 999 nt
Organism: Ustilaginoidea virens
Lineage: Eukaryota; Fungi; Ascomycota; Sordariomycetes; Hypocreales; Clavicipitaceae
Exons: 1
Coding region: 1-999 (332 amino acids)
Cellular component (GO): kinetochore
Molecular function (GO): nucleic acid binding
Source: RefSeq, a predicted model, not a curated record